This is a messenger RNA of Asparagus officinalis (garden asparagus), 1671 nucleotides long. RefSeq names its product dnaJ protein homolog. The coding region runs from base 122 to 1372 and encodes 416 amino acids. Gene Ontology annotation, cellular component: cytosol; cytoplasm. Lineage: Eukaryota; Viridiplantae; Streptophyta; Magnoliopsida; Asparagales; Asparagaceae. Gene Ontology annotation, molecular function: ATP binding; Hsp70 protein binding. The record is from RefSeq and is a predicted model, not a curated record. The transcript is spliced from 6 exons. Gene Ontology annotation, biological process: response to heat; protein refolding.
CGCCUCUACCCCUCUUAAAUUCCCGUCUCCGGAGAGCGCGAGGGCCCAAAUUCAGGUAAAAUUUCUAGGGUUUGCUCCAUCGAAUCUCUCUCGCAAAUUAGGGUUCCGAUCUCGAUCGAAGAUGUUCGGGAGGGCGCCGAAGAAGAGCGACAACACGAAGUACUACGAGAUCCUCGGGGUCUCGAAGAACGCGUCGCAGGACGAUCUGAAGAAGGCUUAUAGGAAGGCUGCGAUCAAGAAUCAUCCUGACAAGGGAGGCGAUCCUGAGAAGUUUAAGGAGCUGGCUCAGGCAUACGAGGUAUUGAGUGACCCUGAAAAGCGUGAGAUAUAUGAUCAAUAUGGCGAGGAUGCCCUCAAGGAAGGAAUGGGUGGUGGUGGUGGCCAUGACCCAUUUGACAUCUUCCAGUCCUUCUUUGGUGGAAGUCCCUUUGGAGGAGGUGGCAGCAGCCGGGGCCGCAGGCAGAGGAGAGGAGAGGAUGUCAUCCAUCCUUUGAAAGUUUCUCUCGAAGACCUUUACAAUGGAACCUCAAAGAAGCUCUCCCUCUCUAGAAAUGUUAUCUGCUCAAAAUGCAAGGGGAAGGGAUCCAAAUCUGGCGCUUCAAUGAAAUGUCCAGGUUGCCAAGGUUCUGGCAUGAAGGUAUCCAUUCGUCAGUUGGGUCCUGGCAUGAUCCAGCAGAUGCAGCAUCCUUGCAAUGAAUGUAAAGGAACUGGGGAGACGAUUAAUGACAGGGACAGGUGCCCACAGUGCAAAGGGGAAAAGGUUGUGCAGGAGAAGAAAGUGUUGGAGGUGGUUGUGGAGAAAGGGAUGCAGAAUGGUCAGAAGAUCACUUUCCCUGGAGAAGCAGAUGAAGCGCCUGAGUGCGUCACAGGUGACAUAGUGUUUGUCCUCCAGCAGAAAGAGCAUCCCAAGUUCAAGAGAAAGGGCGACGAUCUCUUCUAUGAGCAUACUCUCUCUUUGACUGAGGCUCUCUGUGGCUUCCAGUUUGUGCUGACACAUCUUGAUAACCGGCAGCUGCUCAUUAAGUCUAAUCCUGGCGAGGUCGUCAAGCCAGAUCAAUUCAAGGCCAUCAAUGACGAAGGAAUGCCAAUGUACCAGAGGCCGUUCAUGAGAGGAAAACUCUACCUCCACUUCACCGUUGACUUCCCAGAUUUCCUCUCUCCUGAGCAGUGCAAGGUGAUCGAGACUGUGCUUCCUCCAAGGACUUCAUCUCAGCUCACCGACAUGGAGCUUGAUGAAUGCGAGGAGACGACGAUGCAUGAUGUCAACAUAGAGGAGGAGAUGAGGAGGAAGCAGGCACAAGCUCAGGAGGCCUACGAUGAGGAUGAAGAUACGCAUGGCGGUGCUCAGAGGGUGCAGUGCGCUCAGCAGUAGAAACACCGUGAUAAUUGUAGUGCUAGACUUGUGCGUUGGGGGCUGAUGCUAGGUGCUGCACGGUGACCUUAUAGGGACCGCAUACUAUUUGUUUUCCUAAUGAUAAAUGAUCUUUUAGUUUGAUGCCUGUGUUCAUUCUUCAUAUACGCCCGUGGCCUCGUAUGGACCUGGGACUGUUUUUUUUUUUUGCCCUCCUUAGUGGUCUUCGUUUCGACACCUGUUUUCUUUCUUAAUAAUGCUCUAGUUACAGGGCGAGAUGAAAGGGUGACGGUUAUUUAUGUGGUUUUCUUGAUGCUUAA